AUGACUUCCCGGGCAAGCACUUCGUCAGCUCGACCUUUGACUCUGACGGAAGAAUUAGAGAAACUCGAGCAGUCCAUCACCCUUACCCUUCAAGAGAUCGACCACAACUUCAGCCGCGCCCAUCGAAUUGUCACCUCCAGCAUCUUGCCCAUUGUAGAGCAAUAUGCGGAGCAUUCUAAUGCCGUGUGGGAGGGAUCAAAGUUCUGGAAACAAUUCUUUGAAGCCAGUGCCAAUGUCUCUCUAUCGGGCGUGGAGGAGCGAGAGGAAGAGGAAGAUGACCUUUCAUACACCCAGUCGCACGAGAAUGCCAGCACAUACGCAACGUCAACCUCACAAGCAGGUGAUGAGACUUUAAACGCCGAGAGCGAGCACCAUAGUCGCUUCAAUGAAACAGACGACUCUCUUCUGGACAGUGGCGAUAUCAGUGGGAGCACACCUCGAGCUCCUCGCCCCAAGAGCUCAUCCUCCGAUGCGCCCAGAUUUGCUGAAUAUCCGUCGCCGUACGAAGAUUUGAAAGAGGAACUGAAGGGUGACGGGAAGAAGCCAGAGCACGAUGAGGAAGAGGAUGCGCCCACAACGCCUGGACCUAAAUCCAGGAUUCCAGAUAUGUCCAUGACUCCAACGUCAUCUCCUUUUGACCCGACUUCGCACCUUCAAUCUACGACCCAGAAACGAGCCGGCGGAGAUCCUCUUUUACACAGAGUGCUGGACAAAAACUACAGACUGCAAGCUACGCCUCAUUUGACCCGAAAGGAUGUUUUGUUCAACAAAACCCCUGCAAACAAGCCUUCAUGGAGAGACACCACAUCUCCACUAUCGUCACCACCUGCCGCAGCUCCGCAGCUACGUUCAGAGAUUUUCAGCUCGCCAAUUCGACAGCAGUAUAGUAAGCCAAGCGCACCUCGGACACCCGGCGUUAGUGUUCAGACGCCAGCUAAGGGGAAAGCGAAGGAUGCCUUUGCUAAAUCUUCAAAGAAGGAUGAGAUUAGUUGGGAAACUCAAGAAGCUAGCAAGAGGAUUGUUGAAGACUUGCUCCAGACAGCUGGUGCACGUUUUGACAGUGACGGACUAGAUGAUAGUCCGAGCAUGGUAGCCAUGCGAGAUGAUUUAGAUGAUAGCUUCUAG
Molecule: messenger RNA, 1125 nt
Organism: Lachnellula hyalina
Lineage: Eukaryota; Fungi; Ascomycota; Leotiomycetes; Helotiales; Lachnaceae
Gene: ask1
Product: DASH complex subunit
Exons: 4
Coding region: 1-1125 (374 amino acids)
Biological process (GO): attachment of spindle microtubules to kinetochore
Cellular component (GO): mitotic spindle; mitotic spindle pole body; DASH complex
Source: RefSeq, a predicted model, not a curated record